AGCAACCCAACUCUCAACCCAGCUCCUGACCAUGGCCUGCUGCUCCACUAGCUUCUGUGGAUUUCCCACCUGCUCCACCAGUGGGAACUGUGGCUCCAGCUGCUGCCAGCCUAGCUGCUGUCAGACCAGCUGCUGCCAGCCAACCAGCUGCCAGACCAGCUGCUGCCAGCCGAGCUGCUGCCAGCCAACCAGCUGCCAGACCAGCUGCUGCCAGCCAACUUGCUGUCAGACCAGCUGCUGCCAGCCCAGCUGUGGGACUGGCUGUGGCAUUGGUGGUGGCCAGGAGGGUGGCAGUGGAGCUAUGAGCUGCCGAGUCAGGUGGUGCCGCCCUGACUGCCGCGUGGAGGACACCUGCCUGCCCCCCUGCUGUGUGGUGAGCUGCACACCCCCAACCUGCUGCCAGCUGCACCAUGCCCAGGCCUCCUGCUGCCGCCCAUCCUACUGUGGACAGUCCUGCUGCCGCCCAGCCUGCUGCUCCUACUGCUGCCAGCCCACCUGCUGCCAGCCCACCUGUUGUGAGCCCACCUGCUAAAAGCCAGGUUGUCAUUUCCAAUUGCCCAGGACACAAUAUCUCUGGAUAGCAGAUCUCCUCAAUCACCCUUGGGCCAUCAGAAGUUCUUAGACUUCCAUUUAGGUUUAAGUUAUGGAGUUCUAAGUAUAUGAGUUUUAUCUGAUUUCAUCCUGCACUGAAUACCUUGGCUAUCCACUGUGGUCACAGAAAAGCUGCAAACCUACCAGUUGGUUAUCAAAAUGCUUUGGAUAUACUAUUUCUGAUUUUUCUGUAGGGUUGAAAACUAUUAAUAUUCUGUGGAAUUAAUCUUUGAGAACUAUCCACAAGUCUAAUUCUUUUCCCUGCUUUAUAAUCUUUUUUUUUUAGUUCUAUUUACCUAACAUUUUUUCUAACAUCAAAGGCACCAGAGUAGAGUCAAGUGACUUUCCUCAGGUGUCAUCAGAAAAAAUGGAAGCUCUUCACCCAAAAUUCACCUUCUAAGAAGUAGGCUAAACUUUUUCAUAAUUCAACAUCUGAUUCCAACCCUUUUUUUGCAGGGGGUGGGGAUCAUAAUGAUCUUGCCUGUUGGCUGUUUCAAUUACACCUGUGAUACAGUGUUUUCUGUCAUUUCUUAAUAAAUAUUAUAACUGGGCAAAUAAA
This is a messenger RNA of Canis lupus familiaris (dog), 1150 nucleotides long. RefSeq names its product keratin-associated protein 1-3-like. NCBI's taxonomy places the organism in Eukaryota, Metazoa, Chordata, Mammalia, Carnivora, Canidae. Bases 32 to 532 code for a protein of 166 amino acids. The transcript has a single exon. Gene Ontology annotation, cellular component: keratin filament. The record is from RefSeq and is a predicted model, not a curated record.